CAGUGGAUGCAAAAUAUAAAUAAAUUUUUUUAUUAGGCGGGACAAAUAUCUUUUUAACUUUAUUUACUCCCUUGGAAAAGUACCCAAUGAAUGCUGCAAAAUCUCCCACCUGAAAAUUCUAUCCACAUGCUAGCAGUAGCAGAAACUUCAAGUGAUCAUUUGGAACAAAAUGGUUAAAAUGUCUUCAUCUUCAUCUCUCCCUCUUCCAAUUUCAAUCACAUCCAACUCCAACACUCCCUCUUAUUCAUCACAACCAACCCCGAAAACCACCCUAACCAAGACCGUUCGUUAUCGGCUGAGCCAGUUAUGCAGAGAAGGCCAACCCCAUGUUGCAUACCAACUGUUUGAUAAAAUUCCACGCCCAACUACAGUUCUUUGGAACACUAUAAUUAUUGGGUUUAUUUGUAAUAACAUGUCUGAUCAAGCUAUACUGUUAUAUGCCCGAAUGCUGAAUUCUUCUACUUUAUUGCCUGAUUCUUAUACUUACUCUUCUACUCUUAAAGCCUGUGCUGAAACUCGACAGCUUAAGGUAGGUAGAGCUGUACAUUGUCAUAUUUUACGGUCUCGUUCCGUUCACCCGCCUAGUAGAAUUGUUUGUAAUUCUUUGUUGAAUAUGUAUGUCACUUGUUGCAGUUGUUGUGGGAGUUCUAUGUAUGAUUCUUUGCUGUGUAAUGUGUUUGAUACGAUUCGUAAGAAACAAAAUGUGGUUGCGUGGAAUAUUAUUAUUUCAUGGUAUGUUAAAAGGGAGAGGUUUUUGGAAGCGUUUCGGCAUUUUGUUAUGUUGUUGAAAACGGGAUUGAAGCCUACUGUUGUAAGUUUUGUAAAUGUGUUUCCGGCUAUAAGGGAGGUUUGUGAUGUGUAUGUUCUUUAUGGGAUGCUUAUUAAAAUGGGUACUGAGUAUGUCAAUGAUAUGUUUGCAGUCAGUUCUGCGGUUUUUGUUUAUUCUGAGCUUGGUGAGCUUGAUUCUGCCAGAAAGGUUUUUGAUCAGUGUUUGGAGAGGAAUACCGAGGUUUGGAACACUAUGAUUAGUGGCUAUGUUCAGAAUAAUCGUCCAGUUGAAGCACUUGAGCUGUUUAUGGAAGCUUCUGGAAAGUCAGAGAAGCAUAAUGUUGUUAUCGUAGAUGAUGUGUCAUUCCUCUCAGCCCUGACUGCAGCCUCCCAGUUGCAGCAGCUGAGUCUUGCUAAAAGGUUGCAUGCAUAUUCUAUCAAGAAUUUAUCAGAUAUAUCUACCAUGAUAUUUAAUGCAAUUGUUGUAAUGUACUCAAGGUGCAAUUCUGUCGAGACAUCCUUUAAGAUAUUUAGUAUUAUGCAUGAAAGAGACAAUGUUUCCUGGAAUACUAUGAUCUCUAGUUUGGUGCAAAAUGGUUUGGACGAGGAAGGAUUGAUGCUUGUUCAUGAGAUGCAGAAGCAAGGAUUUGUGAUUGAUCAUGUGACUAUAACUUCUUUGCUUUCAGCAGCAUCAAAUUUAAGAAACCAAGAAGCUGGUAAACAAACUCAUGGCUAUCUUCUUAGGCAUGAAAUUCAAUUUGAAGGAAUGGAAAGUUAUCUCAUUGACAUGUAUUCUAAAUCUGGAUUAGUUGAAAAUGCAAGAGCACUCUUCGAAACAAGCUGCACACGUGAUAGAGAUCUAGCCACAUGGAAUGCUAUGAUUGCUGGGAACACUCAAAAUGGACUGAUCGAGCAGGCUUUCAUCGUCUUUAGGCGGAUGCUUGAUCAAACUGUUGCUCCAAAUGCAGUGACCUUGGCAUCGAUUCUUCCUGCCUGCAAUCCAUUGGGAAGUCUGGCUCUUGGUAAGCAGUUACAUGCAUAUGCUAUGCGCAACUGCUUGAACCACAAUGUUUUUGUGGACUCUGCUCUAGUAGACAUGUACUCUAAACUAGGAUCAAUCAACUAUGCUGAACAUGUCUUUGCUGAUUCGCCUAUAAGAAAUUCUGUUUCAUACACGAACAUGAUAUUGGGUUAUGGUCAACAUGGAAUGGGUGAGAAAGCUCUAAUUUUAUUUUUCUCAAUGAGGGAACAUGAUGUUAGUCCUGAUCCAAUAACCAUGGUUGCAGUAUUGUCUGCCUGCAGUUAUACUGGGUUGGUCAAUGAAGGUCUUCAAAUAUUUGAAUCCAUGGAGAGAGAGUACGGUAUACGUCCAUCCUCUGAACACUACUGUUGCAUUACGGACAUGUUAGGGAGAGUAGGCAGGGUUGCUGAAGCCUACAAGUUUGUCACAGAUUUAGGUGAAGAGGGUAAUGUUUUGGGAAUCUGGGGAUCGCUGCUUGCAGCCUGCAGAACUCAUGGAGAAUUUCAACUGGGUAGAAUUGUUGCCAAAAAGUUUUAUGAAAUUGAGAAAAUGAAUAACAUGUCAGGUUAUCAUGUUCUACUUUCCAACAUCUAUGCAGAAGAAGGAAACUGGGAGUCUGUUAAUGGAGUUAGAGAAGGGAUGCAGGAAAAAGGUUUGAGUAAGGAAGUUGGCUGCAGCUGGAUCGAUGUUGCAGGUUACAUAAACUAUUUUGUUUCUAGAGAUCAAAAGCACCCUCAAUCUGACAGUAUAUACACGUCGCUGGAAGAAUUAGGUAUAAAUAUGAAGGAUGCAGGCUAUAGGCCUUCUACUGAAUUGUAGAAUGGAUUUAUGAGUCUGAAGAAUGAACAUACAUGAUUUAUAUGAUAUAUUAAUAUGCGUUCGAGAAUUAAAUUGACCUAAAUUAUUGGUGGUUGAUUUACUAAUUGCUUAUUAUGAUUCAAUCAGUCAUAUACUCAUAUUGGCACUAUGGAUACAGUGCAGUGUGGUGGAUAUAAUGCUUAAAAGCUCAAUGUGCGGUUAACUAAUAUGUUCAGGGAAUCACAUUGCUUGAAAUUAGUUGGCAGUUCUCAUAGUGUUUAUUAUGUUUCAAGAAGCCAUCUUGGCAUUAUUAAUAGAGGCAUGGAGUGGUUCGUAAUAAUGACUAAAUGCUCAGUUAGAGUGAUUGGAGGGCUGCUCAUGUGCACGUGAUUUGCUUCUGUAACGAUUAAAAUUCACUAAUGUUGAUAUCACUUCCGGAUGGAUUAAGACAGCGGGGUUGAAAUUGGCCUAUCAUUAACAAGAUGAGUUGAUAAAGUGGUCAAAGUCUACUCUCUUUGCAUCGGGAUCAUGCAUGGGGAACUGGGAAGCGACAAGAAAUGCUGGAAUGUUGCGAAUGUGUUACGAUUGGACAAAACUGUGAUGUUUGUUUUGUUCAUAAGAGGAAGACCCUGAUGUCUUGACAUUUACUUGUGAGUAUGGUUUGUAUGUUUAAAUUUGAAGUUUGCUAUAUCUAUAUCCCUAGUCCUUUCCAUCAAUGGAUUUGUUCUUCAAAUACAGCUAAUGGCUAUGCAUUGUUGGAUGAAUCAAACAAGUUGUCCUUGGUUAGCAGAUAAUGACAAUAUUUACCAUAUCUCCCAAGUUGUCAUAAUUUUGUAAAAUAUGUCAUUGGUCAGGAUCAGGAAUUAGUCUGUAUACACUGGGAAAACAAUCCUGGAGGAGUCUCUUGGAUUCAGAAAUUUAUUGAUUUCAAUGACAUAAAAUGGGUAUAUUCAUAUUUGGGUCAUUGGGUGGUGGGCUGCUUUGUGCUAGAAAAGAUAGUUUUAUACACUUCUUUUAUGACUGUAGACAGAAAGACUUCAAGUCUUUUAGGCUUCCAGAUGAAGAGGUUUUUAAGUCAUGGAGUCCUUUGUUCUGAUCAAAGGGUUCAAGGGUCGAGCUACUUCUGAUGUUUUAGUGACGUCUAAGUUCUUUUAGAUAAUUAAACACACUCAGACACCCGCCUUGUCUUGACAAGGUUUGAACCCUCGACACCCCGUAAAUGUAUUAGUAAAUUUGUAUCUUUGCUACACAUGAUGCUUCAGAAUUGUUAAGAAGCAUGAUCACGUAGAAUCAAGUUCCUCUUAGUAGUCGGUUGGAAUUUUGGUUUGGCUAUUUUUACCUAUAUUCUCAAACAACUAUAUAUAAUUAUUUCCGCAAGAACUUGAUCUUAUUUCUGCUGAUGAACUUAUCGGCUGAUUGAUAUUUUAAAUAAUCAACUCCUGUAGCAUAGAGAUUCAAAUUUAUAUACACCUUUACUGUAUGAAGGCAUAAGAACAUGUUAGCUUUAUGAUUCAGUUCAAAUUUUAAUCAUGUAAGAAAAGGCUUUCCUUUAAAUUUAAGCGCUCAUAUUGCUCUUUUGCUGAAGCUGCUUGAUGUCUUGAACUUGUGUGCAGCUCAUUUAGCCGUCCUGUGUACGGAGAACCUUCACUCUCAUACUUUGCUUCUGUAAGCUCUAGAGAAUUUAGAAAAAAAUAUUUGAACACUUGUGGAAAUAUAAAGUGACAAAUAUUUUCCAAUCUAUAAGUUUAUUGUAGCAUCAUGUGCAGAAGCUGGUGAUUAAGUUGCAAACAAAAUAAUAUUAGGCACAGUUCAAGGGUUGGCUUCAACUGUGAAAUCACAAGACUGGGAUUAGGCAGCUUCUUGGGGCUUUGGCGACGGCGAAGUCACCGGAUGAAUGGCUGAAUAGAUGAUAUGGUCUCGACCCGCUCCUACCUACCAUGAAAGGUAGAGGGUCGAUAAUGUUGGACUUUGUGCCCAUAUAUUCAAAUCUCUUUUCGAAGUCAAGAGCUGUGUUUCGGGACAUUCUAAGCUGUAAUAGCUGAUUUGCUUGUUUAAUAUGGCUAGUCACUCAUUUGAGUUUAAUAGUGCUUUGUUGUAGACUAGACACUAGCCUUUUCAGUUCAGACAUGAUUAUCACUAAACUGAAAUUAGUUGUUUGGAUGCAACAACUGAGCACUGUCUCAAUAAUUGCUGGAGCAUUUUCAUGCAUAAUUUUCAGUGCUAUAACCUUCUCCGGACAAAA
This is a messenger RNA of Daucus carota subsp. sativus, 4829 nucleotides long. Its product is annotated as pentatricopeptide repeat-containing protein At3g22150, chloroplastic. Gene Ontology annotation, molecular function: protein binding; RNA binding. Lineage: Eukaryota; Viridiplantae; Streptophyta; Magnoliopsida; Apiales; Apiaceae. Bases 170 to 2608 code for a protein of 812 amino acids. The record is from RefSeq and is a predicted model, not a curated record. The transcript has 2 exons. Gene Ontology annotation, biological process: RNA modification. Gene Ontology annotation, cellular component: intracellular membrane-bounded organelle.